Molecule: messenger RNA, 624 nt
Organism: Guillardia theta CCMP2712
Lineage: Eukaryota; Cryptophyceae; Pyrenomonadales; Geminigeraceae
Exons: 1
Coding region: 1-624 (207 amino acids)
Source: RefSeq, a predicted model, not a curated record
AUGCUCCCAUCUCUACCCUCCCUCCUCCCUUCCUUCCUCCCUCAAGACCCCUCCUUCCACCCCUUCUUCCUCCUCCCCAUCGACCCCGUCGACGUCCCAGACCCCUCCGCUUCUACCAGUGAUGACCGCUGCCUGUCGCCUUGCAGUGUGCUUCACCUCCCCCUCCUCCCUGAGGACGCUUCCUGGCCCGUCGAUGCCCCCGACUGUCUGUUCUGGCCCGACGACCCCUCCCUCGACUCCCUCGCGGCUCCCGUAGACGCGAGCUGGGGGUCGGAGACCGGCCGCUGGGACGCGGCGGCGCGGAGCAAGCACAGCUCGGCGUGCAGGGGCAGGAGCCGGCUGACCGCGCAGGAGAAGCUCGACAUCGUCUGCCUCUACUACUCCGCCCCGACCACGACCAAGCACCGACGGGCGAUACGACAGCAGGACCUGUCAAGGAUGUACGGGAAGAGCCGGCCAGCGAUCUGCAAGGUGCUGAGGCCGGAGUACGCGAGGGGGGUCAUGGCGACGGCUCGAGGGCUCGUGGUCAGGAGCCGCAACGAGAUCCUCGACAACAUCGCCAAGGAGGAGCGUCUCAAGGAGGAGCCCCCGCCGACCAGCACAGCUCUCAAGCUCCCUGGCUGA